Molecule: messenger RNA, 504 nt
Organism: Pedinophyceae sp. YPF-701
Lineage: Eukaryota; Viridiplantae; Chlorophyta; Pedinophyceae
Source: the annotation of a GenBank genome assembly
AUGCAGCUCUCCUUCGCCGCGUCCGUGCGCACCGCGCUCCCGACGCGCCCCAGGACGUCCCGACGCGCUAGGUCCAAUGGAGUCCAAGUCCGCGCCCUGUUCGGCGGCGGCAAGGGCGGCGAGGGCGGGAACCCGAUGGCAAACAUGGCAGGGCUGCUCGACUCGGUUAAGAAGGCGCAGCAGCUGGUGCAGCAGGAGACCGCGCAGGUGCAGGCCGAGCUGGCCGCGACCGAGUUCGAAGGAUACUCCGAGGACGAGACGGUCCGGGUGGUGUUUAGUGGAAACCAGGAGCCCAAGGGGAUUGACAUCACCCAGGCCGCCUACGACCAGGGUCCGGAGAAGCUCGAGGCGCUGAUUCAGGAGGCGAUGUCGGAGGCGCACUCGAAGUCUGUCGCGGGCAUGCGUGAGCGUAUGCAGGCGCUGGCGCAGAAGCUCGGGCUGCCCAACAUGGGCGGCGGCGGCGGCAUGGGCGGCAUGGGCGGCCCCGGGGCCCCUGGGCUGUAG